AUGGAAGCUGCCUGCUGCGUGCUCGAGGCGGCGGCCGCGGGCUGCUUGGAGGAGGGGGAGCGGCCGGCGCUGGAGGGAAUGCUGCAGCACGUGCGUGCGCAGCUCGCGGUGAUGGCGGAGGCGGGGGCGGAGCACAGCUGCGCGGCGUAUCGCGGCGAAGACGACGACGAUGAUGUGAGGAUACUGCAGGAUGAUGGCUCGUGGCGUGUGUGGCGGACGGCGGCGGCGGCCCAGGCUGCGCUUGCUGACGCAGCGUGCGUCGGCGCGGACAAUGAGGGCGAUGAUUGGGAGGGGGACGCGUGGGAGCGCGAGGGCUGCGGGGACGAGGGCAGCGGCGGUUGA
Monoraphidium neglectum is the source of this 342-nucleotide messenger RNA. RefSeq lists its product as hypothetical. The record is from RefSeq and is a predicted model, not a curated record. Lineage: Eukaryota; Viridiplantae; Chlorophyta; Chlorophyceae; Sphaeropleales; Selenastraceae. The transcript has a single exon. The coding region runs from base 1 to 342 and encodes 113 amino acids.